GCAUCAACAUACAGCAUAAACGCCAAGGUAAACACGAGUGUGUCAGUGUGUGAGUGACAGCAUAGCCAAAGAAGCGCGAAAGUAAGACGAUGGCCGAUACCGCAGCAACCGAAGUACCGACUGCAGCAGCAGCUGCCCCAGCAACCGUGGCCAAGUCGCCGAAGAAGCCCAAGGCGGCAGGCCCCAAGAAGCCGAAGCAGCCGGCGGCCCAUCCUCCGGUGAACGAGAUGGUGCUGGCCGCUGUGAAGGCACUGAACGAGCGCAACGGAUCGUCGCUGCAGGCGAUCAAGAAGUACGUGGCGGCCAACUACAAGGCCGACGUGACGAAGCUGGCCACCUUCUUCAAGAAGGCGCUGAAGAGUGGCGUCGCCAGCGGCAAGCUGGUCCAGACGAAGGGUACCGGAGCGUCGGGCUCGUUCAAGCUGUCGGCCGCCGCCAAGAAGCCCGUGGUAGAGAAGAAGAAGAAGGCAGCGGCACCGAAGAAGUCUGCGUCCGCCGGGGACAAGAAGAAGAAGACCGCGGCCAAGAAGCCGGCUGGUGAGAAGAAGGCAGCCGCCAAGAAGACCACCAAGAAGGCAGAGGGUGCCGUAGCCAAGAAGCCAAAGACGGCCGCUGCCAAGAAGCCCAAGGCCGCCGACGGUGCGAAGAAGGCCGCCAAGAAGCCAGCAGCAGCACCCAAGCAGAAGGCUAUGAAGCCAACCAAGGCCGCAGCCGCCAAGCCGAAGGCACCGAAGCCAAAGAAGGCAGCAGCUCCCGCCAAGAAGGCCGCUGCCCCGAAGAAAGCCGCCGCACCGAAGAAGGCAGCCGCCCCGAAGAAAGCCGCAGCCAAGAAGUAAAGGGCUACUACUACAUCGUGACGCUGUUCCGGGCGCUCUCUAGUCCUGCAGUUCCAUCGUUCAUGCAACAGUCCUUUUCAGGA
Anopheles stephensi (Asian malaria mosquito) is the source of this 919-nucleotide messenger RNA. RefSeq names its product histone H1B-like. Gene Ontology annotation, cellular component: nucleus; nucleosome. Bases 90 to 836 code for a protein of 248 amino acids. Gene Ontology annotation, biological process: nucleosome assembly; chromosome condensation; negative regulation of DNA recombination. Gene Ontology annotation, molecular function: structural constituent of chromatin; nucleosomal DNA binding; double-stranded DNA binding. The transcript has a single exon. The record is from RefSeq and is a predicted model, not a curated record. Lineage: Eukaryota; Metazoa; Arthropoda; Insecta; Diptera; Culicidae.